Schizophyllum commune H4-8 is the source of this 1770-nucleotide messenger RNA. RefSeq lists its product as uncharacterized. The record is from RefSeq and is a predicted model, not a curated record. The transcript is spliced from 2 exons. Lineage: Eukaryota; Fungi; Basidiomycota; Agaricomycetes; Agaricales; Schizophyllaceae. The coding region runs from base 198 to 1610 and encodes 470 amino acids.
CACGUGGUUGGAUGCAAACGGUCGCCCUCAUCGUCGCCGUCACCGUUCUCGACGUUCACCACGACGUGCUCCCGGCCUCGCCAGCGCCGACCCCAUUCGCCUCGGCGCUUUUUGUGCUCGCCCUCAUCCUCGCAUGAAGGCCCAGUCCCGCAGCUACUGCCUGUAUAUCCCCCACGCUCGUUAAUUCACCAUACACAAUGCCCGCGUACAGACGACUGAAGCGCCAGGGCAAUGUCACAGGCCUUUCGGACGAUAGUGUAACCCUUUCGAACACUGCAGGCACUGCGCAGACGGCAACUGCCAUCGCUUUCGAUACGGAUGGAGGCGACGACUCCGCUAGCUACACAGGGCCCGUCCCAGGCCUCGCAGGCACUCAGUCCGUGGUAGUCACCGAUGCGGAGACCACCCCCACUGCAUCACCGUCGUCCACGUCCGCCUCCGCAACGGCCACGCCCGAAUCGUCCUCCAACGCGUCCUCGGGCGAUCUCCCUUUGGGCACGGUCAUCGGUGCCUGCGUUGGCGCCUUCGCUGGUGCAGCGCUGAUUGUGCUCUUCGGAAUCUGGCUGUAUAACCGCGCCACGCCCCGUAGACGCGGCGGCGAUCGGUCGAUAUCCGCCCUCUCCAACCGGCGCGGCGACCGCGCGCGCUCGCAGUCUGGCGCGGAGUUCUGGAAUAAGCUCGGCGACGGGCGCGACCGCGAGAGCGGCAGCGACCACUGGACGGACCCGGAGACGAAGCAGGUGGAGGGCGGGGUCACGCGGAUGGAGAACAUGUUCAAAAAGUCGCCCAGCAUUCGCACCGCGUACACGCACACCACGGAGAAGUCCUUCGAGGAACCUCUCCCGUCGUCCUUCGGCGUGUACCACCCGAAUCUGGCCCGCGAGCUUGCUGGUGCCGGUCCCGACGAGCCUGAACCGCCGCGUCCCUUCCUGCACCGUAUUGAGACCACACCGGCCUUCGCAUGGCAUGACAGCGCGACAGGUUCGCUUGCCAGUCUCAAGUCAAGCAAUGCGGAGGGCCGCAUGUCUCCCUCGCUCUCAGUAGCCAUACCAACGCCGCCUGCCCAAGCGUCGCCCUUGCACCAGUGGGAGACCGCUGAGGUCCUCAACUUCGACCCCAGCUCUGACGCGGACCCGCGGAAUCCUUUCUCGCCGCCGACUUCCCACGCUGCGCUUCCGGAUGAACCCACCACACCAUUGAGUAACCGGCGAAGCAUUGGGAACCCCUUCUUCAAGAGCCAGGAGGGCACAUACCGCAGACGAUCAUCCUCGACCUUGACCCCCAAGAAGGACAAAGGGAAGGGGCGCUCGAUACCAUCCGUUGUGGAACCACCGGCGGAUGCAGAAGAUCCGUUCCAGGACGCGAACCCCUUCAGCGACCCAGUCACGCGACAUGCGUCCGCCAUGACUGCCACCACGGCGGCGACGCAUGAUUCAGUCGUCACCAACGACCGCGCGCUCCAGAACCUCAUCGCUGUCCUCGACACCGGCGCCCACAAUUCGCUAUCGCCGCCGCGCCAUGACUCCUACAUGACCGUAUCGAGUGCGUACUCGGACGCGUCCGAAGUGAUGGGUACCCCGCCGCACUCGCCCAGCCCCAACGCACGCUAGUUUCUUAGACACGCCCGAUACUCGUUCGUUCGGCGCGCGCGCUAGGCGUUCCCCGAACUCCAUCCUUCGCCUCGCUGCUCUACCGACUGCCCUGUCCGCCCUACCCUGCUCUCCUCAUCAACCUACCUGCGCAGACCACAGUGUUUAAUCAACCCGCCCA